AUGAAGAACACUGAUCGACAUUCUAUUCAUGCACCAGAAAUUAUUGCAAUAAUACCACGUGUUCCGCCUCAAAUGGAAGCUACGAAACAAAUUGGAAUCGAUGACGCAGUAGCUGGUAGCCGUAAUGGUGAAUUAACACACCGGUGGUAG
Ambispora gerdemannii is the source of this 150-nucleotide messenger RNA. Lineage: Eukaryota; Fungi; Glomeromycota; Glomeromycetes; Archaeosporales; Ambisporaceae. The record is from the annotation of a GenBank genome assembly.